Molecule: messenger RNA, 615 nt
Organism: Chrysochloris asiatica (Cape golden mole)
Lineage: Eukaryota; Metazoa; Chordata; Mammalia; Afrosoricida; Chrysochloridae
Product: adenosine deaminase-like protein-like
Exons: 2
Coding region: 1-615 (204 amino acids)
Biological process (GO): adenosine catabolic process; inosine biosynthetic process
Molecular function (GO): adenosine deaminase activity
Source: RefSeq, a predicted model, not a curated record
AUGGAAAUUGAAGAACAGCAACAAGUGUGGAAGAAGACAUUUUACUUGGAAUUACCAAAAGUGGAGCUUCAUGUUCACUUGAAUGGAUCCAUUAGUUCUAAAACCAUGAGGAAAUUAAUAGCCAAGAAGCCAGACCUUAAAUUAUAUGAUCAAAUGAUUGUGAUUGACAAAGGAAAGAAAAGAACGUUAGUAGACUGUUUCCAGAUAUUUCAACUUAUUCAUCAGCUCACUACUAGCUCUGAAGACAUUUUAAUGGUUACAAAAGAUGUCAUUAAAGAAUUUUCAGAUGAUGGUGUCAAGUACCUGGAACUGAGGAGCACACCCAGAAGAGAAAAUGCCACUGGAAUGACUAAAAAGACUUACGUGGAAUCUAUACUUGAGGGCAUAAAACAAUCCAAACAAAAAAAUUUAGGCAUUGGUGCUAGUUAUUUGAUAGCAAUCUACAGAAGAAGUGGACCUUUAGUAGCCAAGGAGACUGUUAAACUUGCUGAAGAGUUCUUUCUUUCUACUAAGGAGACAGUCCUUGGCCUUGACCUCAGCAUCCAUAAAUAUAGAACAAGUAAAGCUACUGAGAUUAAAUGCCAGAACACAAAAAUGAUCAAAUUUUACCCAUAG